This is a messenger RNA of Colletes gigas, 872 nucleotides long. It is a transcript of the gene mRpL50, whose product is annotated as 39S ribosomal protein L50, mitochondrial. Gene Ontology annotation, cellular component: mitochondrion; mitochondrial large ribosomal subunit. The record is from RefSeq and is a predicted model, not a curated record. Lineage: Eukaryota; Metazoa; Arthropoda; Insecta; Hymenoptera; Colletidae. The transcript is spliced from 5 exons. The coding region runs from base 148 to 780 and encodes 210 amino acids.
GGCCGCUAUUAUUCGAGAACAUUUAGGAGGGUUUUCACUUCUCAAUGGCGACCGUAAAAUGGCGGACGAUGGGAAACAACAAGCGCAGCCGCCCGAGGUGCCCCCUAUCGCUCACACGCGCAGUUCGCUUCAACGACGAGGAAGAAGAUGGCGGCGCUCAUCAGGCAUGGUUUACUCGGAAAUCUUUCAAAAAGUACAUCCUCGAUUCUUGCCGUGAACACGACAAGUCUGCGAUGCAAUGUAACGCGCUCCAAAAGCAAGAAGGUUGUCAAAAAGACGAAAUUCAGACUCGAAGACAACAACAAGUCUCUUGCUGCCAAAGGAUUUCUGAGAUAUCAAAAGGGAUAUGACCCACCUGCAAACGCGUCUGAUCUAAUAAAUAACAUUUGCAAUGAUCAAGCAAUUUCAACAAAUGACAGUACAAAACUUGAGGAUCCAUUACAGCGUUUUAAUCUUUUCUUAGCAUGUGAAAAAGAACUUCAACAUUCCAUUCCAAAUUCUGUACUGUAUAGUAUCGAAACAAUUGCUGAUUUGAAAGAAUUCUAUCAAACACCAAUAGGUGUUAACACUCCACUGGAUGGGAUGCGUACUAUGGAAUUACCAAAGAAUUUACAUAUUACUUAUGAUUAUCAUCGGUUUCAUCCUAGCACAGACACUAUGUUUGAUGGAAAAACCGCAUUCCCCAAAAGCUCCACUAUAGUAACUGGUUUGAAAUACAAGAAGAAAUAUCCUGGGUGUGUGCAAGAAAAUCCAUAUUUGGAUCAGUUACUUAAAAUUUAAGUGCUUCAAAAAUUGAUGAAUUUAAGAAUGUUAAGUAGAUUGUAUGGAAUCAAAAAAUAUAUAAAAAUAUCAAUAAACAUACGUAUUUCUAA